GUGACAGAGUUGGUGGAGUUCCUCAUAAACAACUGCUUAGAAAUAUUUGGAGAGGACAUCGCUUUGUCUGCCUGUGCCUUGGCUGAGGAGUCGCUGGAGCACACAGACAGAUCCACAGAACACUUAUGUGCUGCUCAUCAGAAUGACUCUGCCUAUGACAGCCCAGAUCCUGAAGCAGAAGGCAGCCCUCGUACCUCCCAGAUGGAGCAGCCCACGGGGAGGAGCACUAGUGUGAGCAGAAGAUAUCCAACACGCAUCUCUGCCCCUUCACUGUCUAAUUUCAAUAAUGACAUCAGCACGAUGGACAGGAGGUACUCAGAGCCAGACCUGUCCUUCCAGAACCGCCUUGAAGGCAGGAUAAGGAAACAGAAGCUAAACAAAAGUGAGGACAAUUUUCCGGAACAGCAGAAACAGCUAGGGUUGGAGGCAUUGGAGAAACGGCUUGCAAUCUUACCUUCACAAUUAUCAACUGACUCUCUACCCAAAACAUCCUCCAGCUGCUCCCUGGAGAGCUCUGACGGCUCGGUCUUCACCAGCUCCCCAGUGGUUUCACCCUCCAGUCCCAAAAAAACUUUUUUAAAUAGGCCCCAGUCCUUUUCCACCAAGGCCACCGAAGACUGUAGUACGCCUAGCAGAGAGAUCAAAAAGCAUUCCAUGUCGUUCUCUUUUGCAAACCACAGGAAAACACUAAUAAAAACCCGGAGUUGGGGGCCUGGAAAAAGCAUAGCUUUUCAGAGAGACAGUUUCACAAAGAAAGAAGAUCAGUUCUCCUGCAGAGUUGUCCAGGAGAACAGCCCUGAUGAUGACAAACCAUUGCCUGUGGCGUAUGAGCAAAGGCACCGUUUCAGGUCGGCCGAUGAAGUGUUCAGAGAGGUGGACCAGAGGAAUCCUGGAAGGCCACCCUCUUACGAAGAGGCUACGAAAAACUGCCUGGCCACUGAAGUUCCCUCCGACAACCUCACGGUUCGAACGAUGAGAUUAAAGGUGUCGGGCCAGGACGCUUUGCUGCCUCAUCCAGGCGGCAGCUGUGCACAGGACACAUCAUGCGUGGUCCUGAGGGAUCGACCCAGUGGCAGAGUUCCUGCAGCCAAGGGUUCUGACGUGGAAAACGAAACCCUCAGCAUCACUGUGGGGAUAAACUCCCGCGUGAGUUUACCUGUAACCCCAGGAGUCUACCGAUUGAGAGCCAUGUCUGAGUCCUGUCAAAAGAACAAACUUGAAUAUGUGGCUCGGAGGUGCAGCCAGCCAGUUUUUGAGGUAGACCAGAUCCAGUAUGCUAAGGAAUCCUAUGUUUAA
Tauraco erythrolophus (red-crested turaco) is the source of this 1296-nucleotide messenger RNA. NCBI's taxonomy places the organism in Eukaryota, Metazoa, Chordata, Aves, Musophagiformes, Musophagidae. The record is from RefSeq and is a predicted model, not a curated record.